AUGGACUACAAGUACAGUCCCCCAGGAAACACGCCUGAGCUCGUCACUGAUAUGUUUGCCGACUUAGACAACUACGAUAGCGCCACCAUGCAGCAAUUUCUAUAUUACCUAUCCUCCCGACAACGCGCCGCAGGGACUGCUUAUGCUCACAUGUUUGCCGAUUUAGACAUGAACCAACGGGCGGAAUUUCUUAAAAUUUUCUACGAAGAGAUUGUUUGGCACACCACCCUUUUCGGAUUCGCCGCAACUCGUUUCCCGAAGAUUAAUCCAGGAGAAGCCCAUCGAGAGCUGGUGACCCUCCUCACCGUCCUCAAGCAGGGUGACCCGAUGCAAAUUCUUGCCGCCUGCAAGCCAUCCCAUGCCCGAGUCCCCGACCGCAUUUUGGCACACUACGAAUGCAAUUGGUGGAGACCCUUUGAUCCAUCCAAGAACUGGGACGCCAGCAACGUGUCGUUCAUCGCCCGAACGUUUCGUCACCAAAGGCAUUUCCUACUCCCGCUCGAUCCGCUCCCUCUUCCCAGCAACCGUCUCUCCGACCUCAGCCACAAGCAACUGGUCGCUUGCGCUGAAUCAAUCGAGCAAUGUGCAAGCUUGGUGAAGAAAGAUACGCAAAUCACCGCCCGCGAGAUCGCCAAAGCGGUCAACUUGUAUUGUCGCUGGAAGGCUUUGCUGGUGAAAUCCCGGAUUGAGGAUGACCGCCGUCGCCACGAGGCCCGAUUGCAGGGCUUGAGUGAGCAGGGCCUGAGCAAGGCGGUGUUGGAGGAUAUCUUGGCGUGGGCAAAUCAACGAAAGCACGUGACCCGCCCCUGA
Coprinopsis cinerea okayama7#130 is the source of this 810-nucleotide messenger RNA. RefSeq lists its product as hypothetical. The record is from RefSeq and is a predicted model, not a curated record. Bases 1 to 810 code for a protein of 269 amino acids. The transcript has 2 exons. Lineage: Eukaryota; Fungi; Basidiomycota; Agaricomycetes; Agaricales; Psathyrellaceae.